CUGUCCUGAUACCAUUUAUAGUCACCGAUGACCUUUCUCAGGACGUCAAAGUGGAGUGGAAACUCACUUGUCCUGAAGAAAAGAUGAUCCACUUGUAUGAUAGUAGCAAAAAACAGCAUCUGUCACAAGAUCCAGUUUAUAGAGGCCACACGGAGAUGAAUGAAGACCCACUGAACACUAAAGACCUCAUUCUGAAACUGAAAGACCUUCACUUCACUGACAGUGAUGUCUACACAUGCACCGUCUACAAGAAGUAUGGAAACAUCCUGUUACAGAAAGUAGUGACACUCAAAGUCAAAGGAGGUACAAAGAAUCCGACUGGAGCACAGAGUAAAAACACAGAUGCCUCUGUUGUUAAACCAGCUGAUGGAUGAAGAGCAGACCCUGCUUUUGCUUUUCAACAAACAGCAGAGAAGAAUAUUAUGAUCAUGCAUGUACUUUUUAUCUGUAUCAGUGUGACGUGAACUGUAAUGUGAAUGUAAUGUAAU
This is a messenger RNA of Oreochromis niloticus (Nile tilapia), 488 nucleotides long. RefSeq names its product myelin-oligodendrocyte glycoprotein. The transcript is spliced from 2 exons. The coding region runs from base 84 to 374 and encodes 96 amino acids. The record is from RefSeq and is a predicted model, not a curated record. Lineage: Eukaryota; Metazoa; Chordata; Actinopteri; Cichliformes; Cichlidae.